Messenger RNA from Cicer arietinum (chickpea), 1062 nucleotides. RefSeq lists its product as uncharacterized. The record is from RefSeq and is a predicted model, not a curated record. Lineage: Eukaryota; Viridiplantae; Streptophyta; Magnoliopsida; Fabales; Fabaceae.
AGAGGAAAUAAAUGAUAAAACUGAGUGUGUCGUUAAAGAAAACGAUACCAUACCAGCACAAGUUGAAAACGAACAUUUGCGUAGAGAGAGCAUGACCGAAACUAUGGAAGACGAGAUAUCACCAUUGAUAGGAGGAGAAAUCGAGGAAGUGGAAAACGAAAACGACGUCGUUGAAAGAAAGAUACCAGAAGUAGAGAUCCAUUUAUUCCGUCAAGGUAAAGGACCUGUUGUGGUUUUCAAAUCUGCGUUGGGAGGUUAUGAACAGGACCAAUUAGAGGUCAGGGAACUACUCGAUAAACACGGACUUAAAUCCAUCUUCGCUUUCAAUCAUCAAACGCGUCUUCGUGGUGUUCCUGUUAGGUUUCACCCUAGAAAUGGAAGGUCUCUUUUGAGUUAUAGGGAUGGUGCUGUUGUUUACCUUGAUGGUGAACCUAAGGACUCACUAGUUCAACCAGUUACCAGGAUCUUGAUUGGUGUUGCACUAAUAACCCUCAUGAUCGUAAUAGUUUCGAGGGAUACUCCCGAAUGGAUGAAAAAAUUAAACUUUUCUUCUAUGAACUUCUCUCCAUGGAUCUUGGCUUGUGUAGUUAUUGUCUUCACCCGCAUGAGAAAGAGAACUAAAGAUUUUCUGACAAAGCGCGGUUGGUGAAUGAACGGACUUGUGUUGAUGCUUUUGUGGUAGGCUUUUAUGCGUUUCACUACACGCUUUACUAAUACACUAGAUCCCAUCAAAACUCUGCAGUUUAGUGUGCCGUCUAAAUUGACAUAUUUUUUUUUUGUGAUUUUAAGUUAUAUCAUCAUAAAUGGUAUAGGUUAAUAAUAGGUGAUGCCACAUUUGAUAAUCCUGUUUGGUACAUGCUCUUGUUCAAAGAGUAAAGGCUUCUUCUAUUUGCAUUUUAUUUCUCUUUUAUUUUGAUAUUGUCUCUCUGAAGCAUUUAUAUUGCAGUGGAAAAAUACUGUCUGCUGCUUGCAUUGGGAUUUGGGAAUCUUAACUUCUCCCUCCAAAUCCAAUUCAAAACUAUGAAAUUUCAAAAAUUCAAUGUUUAUUACUUUUCCUAGUUA